CUGACCCGAAUUUAAACGUCAAGAUGGCGACGGAGGGUCAGUUCGAGUACGAGUCGGUCCUCUGUGUCAAACCUGAAGUCAACGUGUACCGGAUCCCACCGAGAGCAUCCAACCGGGCUAUCAGGGCUGCUGAUUGGAAGCUGGACACUCCUGACUGGUCGGGACGCAUGCGAGUUGUGGCGAAGGGAAAAGUGGCCUACGUGAAACUUGAGGACAAAAUGUCAGGAGAGCUGUUUGCCCAGGCGCCCGUGGAUGAGUAUCCUGGCAUCACCGUGGAAACGGUGAGCGACUCGAGCCGCUACUUUGUGCUCCGCAUCCAGGAUGAUAACGGCCGCAGUGCCUUCAUUGGCAUCGGGUUUGGGGACCGAGGGGAUGCCUUUGACUUCAAUGUUGCACUGCAGGACCACUUCAAGUGGGUCAAACAGGAAGAUGAGUUCAGCAAACAGGCCCAGGCUCCAGACUCUACUCCUAAACUAGACCUGGGCUUCAAAGAAGGACAAACCAUCACACUCAAUAUCGGGCAAUCCAAAAAAAAGGACCGGCCUCGUCCACAGAGUUCUGGUGGUUUUGGAAUCCUUCCACCUCCACCUGGAGGCAAGCUAGCCCCGCCUCCUUCUUCAUCCAGAUCUAAUAACCACAACGUGGAGCAGACACCUGCAGGAGGAAAUGACACAGCAGGUUGUCUGCUGGAUCUGGACUCCAGUAACUCCAACUCUGUGACAUCAUCAAACCCUCUUGCAGUCACCACCAGCUCAGACCUGUGGGGACACUUUGACCCCCCCAACUGAACCAAGAUGGAUUAUGCUGAGUCGCUUGUUUUUGUGAGGGGAAGUGCAAUGAAGAAGAUCAUUCUAACCCUGACCAAGUCUUUUACCCCCCCUAACGUGAUCUCUUGUCCACAAUGUGCGUAUGGAAAUAUGCAAACAUAUAAAUAUGUCACCACAAACAAA
Nerophis lumbriciformis (worm pipefish) is the source of this 950-nucleotide messenger RNA. RefSeq names its product NECAP endocytosis associated 1 (gene necap1). Gene Ontology annotation, biological process: endocytosis. Gene Ontology annotation, cellular component: clathrin vesicle coat; membrane. NCBI's taxonomy places the organism in Eukaryota, Metazoa, Chordata, Actinopteri, Syngnathiformes, Syngnathidae. The record is from RefSeq and is a predicted model, not a curated record.